CCUCCUCCUGGCCGACAUGUGGAACUCGCGGGUUAAAAAUACAGAAGCUCAUAUUGCACGAAAUUGCCUUUGCAGAAAUUCUGGUCAUUGCUGCUGCUUAAUUACAGCUUUUAACUGCGCUCCGGUUUGGUUAAAUUGUUUUUUUUUAGCCCACUGCACAUCAUGUCGACGGUCUUUUCUUUUCAAAACCAGCUCUCUUCAAUCAUGGACGCAUUAUCCAAAACUGCUGUGCUGGAAAUAAGCAAACUGGUGGAGAUCGAGUCCAAGAUGCUUAAAAUAGAAAUAAAUCGGGGGCGGAAUGAAAUCGCUUCACUCACAGAAAAACUGCAGCUGAUGGAGAAACUACUUUAUAUGGCGCAGAGUAAUAGACAGGAGUCCACAGGAGUAAUGGUAAGGGGAGCCUCGGACAGGGGACUGGUGGCACAGCCUGACAGGACAAAACCUGCCAUAAACAGCUCACAGCGUCCUGAUGAGAGUCCAAGAGAGACCAUCACCUCCUCAACCGAAGACACGAAUCUGCAACAAAAGACAGAACAUUCUCAGUCUAUUGAAAACCCAGUGAAGGAACAGCCUGAACUAAUUGUUAUCAAGGAGGAGCCAUCAGAUGUAGAGUGUGGAAUCUCUGAUGAGAGUAGCACAGGUGAAAACAGAAAGCCUGUGAUUGCGGAUAUACAGGUGAGCUCAGACAUAGCUCAGUGCCCCCAAACUGUCAGACUUGCUCCAAACAGCCAGUCUCCUCUCUUUAAUGAUAAUUUUGUUAAAGUGAACAAUCAUUCACCUCAAGUUGGAAGUGAACGUGCAUGGACUUUACAGCUCUCCUCUACCUGCACCAACCUGGAAAACGAAAAAGCUAUGAGUCGAAAUGUAGUUCCUCCUGGCAAUAACCCGGGUAGGAAUGUAAAGGUUCUUAACAUAAGAAACUCCUCUACCAAAAGGUUCAGCUGUUUGCAGUGUGGCAAGAACUUCAGAUGUUUCAGUCAGCUUGAAAUACACCAGAGGAGUCACACAGGAGAAAAACCUUUCAGAUGUACAUUGUGUGGUAAAAAAUACGCACAAAAAGGACACCUGUACACACACCAACGCACACACACAGGAGAAAAGCCAUACGGAUGUCCUAUCUGCGGGAAAGGAUUCAUCCAGAAGUGCACUUUGGACAUGCACCAGCGCACGCACACAGGAGAGAAGCCCUUUGUUUGUAUCAAGUGUGGGAAAGGAUUUACCAAAAACUGUAAUCUCAAGAAACACCUCGCAGUUCAUCUAGACACUUCUUUGCACAUUUAUGGCAAUGAUUCAGCACCAACAUUCAGUGGCUCAUUCAUCAAUAGGACGACUUGUCUGCGUGUUUUCUUCUCGUUUUCCCUUUUUAUAGUGCUCCACAGCUUGGGGUGUGUGACAGAGCAACAGUUUGAGGAUGUCCUUGUUAAGAUCUAUAAAGAAGUGGACAGAAGAAAGUGUUUAGGUGUAACAUCGGCCAAACGAGCUGUUGCUAUAAGAGACAUUUACCAACCUCUGCACUCUCAUGUUUACCACCUCAAGGAGUCUUUCCUUGCACAAAGAUUCAAGCACAUAGUGGAGUACUGCCAAGGCACCAAUGCAAGUCCAGAUGGCCUGUUGGAACUUUUAGAUGAAGUGCCAGGUCAAAGGAUUUAUCAGUUCCCUGUGUUUGAGAAACAGUUUUGUGAAGAGCUGCUUCAGGAGAUGGAGCACUUUGAGCAGUCUGCAGCACCCAAAGGAAGGCCCAACACUAUGAACCACUAUGGGAUCCUCCUGAAUGAACUUGGUUUUGAUCUGGGUUUCAUUACUCCUCUUCGUGAGCGAUACCUUCAUCCAAUCACCUCUCUCCUGUAUCCAGACUGGGGAGGACACUGCCUGGACAGCCAAAAGGCCUUUGUUGUUAAAUAUGACAUGCAUGAGGAUCUCGACUUGAGUUAUCAUUAUGACAAUGCUGAAAUCACUCUCAAUGUUUCUUUGGGUAGAGAUUUUACAGAAGGCAACCUUUAUUUUGGCAAUAUGAGACAGGUUCCUCUUAGUGAGUCUGAAUGUGUAGAAGUUGAACACAGAGUGACUGAGGGCGUCCUGCACAGGGGCCAGCACAUGCACGGGGCCCUGCCCAUUUCCUCUGGACAACGUUGGAACCUGAUCAUUUGGAUGAGGGCUUCUCAAAUUCGACGUCUGUGCGGAGGCAAUCUUCCAAUAAUUUGGAUCGCCAGUCGAACUGUCGAGAUGAUGUGCAACAGCACGAGUCGAAGUUUCCGCACGCAGUUAGCUGCAAUCUGGGAAAAGCUAACGAAAGCAGCGUUUAUGGAAAUAAGCAACCUCGCCGAUGAGUGUUCCGCUGUCCUUCACACCGAGAUAUCUCUGCACAAGACUGAAAACGAGGCGCUGAAGAAGAGGUGCUACUCACUGGAGGUCCAGCUGAGAGCGGCUAAAGAGGCACACACCUACCCCUUGCAUGGCAACAGUAUGGCCCCCCGGCAUCCCGCAGAUCAGCAGCACCAGUCUCCAGAGAUUGAGGGAGUGUUUGGAAAGGACUGGUGCAUGGACCUAUGGAGAGAGGAUAAAGCCCUACCUCGGGAAAAGGAGUCUGUUGAUGCUAUGACAAGUCUUCAGGCACAGACUAUAGAUUUGAUUGAUAGAGACCCAGAUCUUAUAUUUGUCAAAGAGGAGACCUACGAUGAUCACCCCAUUGGACAUCACAUGCCACUACCAGAAACUCGAACUGGUGCUGGGAUUUUUGAGAACAACAUGCUUCAUCGAUCUGUUGAGCAGCAGCUCCAAAAUGAGCUCAACAACUUCCAGUUCAUGACUGAAAGUCACAACACAAGCCAGCAAUGCACUCAGCCAGCUCUAACCACAGAAAACCUCAUAGAAGAAGCUACAAUGAACAAUCUAGUUUCUACUGCUAAUGUUCCCACAGUGUCUACUUACUCACACAAUAUAGACAUGAAUACUGCCAAAGAUGUGACCUUUCAGCCAAAAGCCAUCAAACCCAACAAACGAUUUGAGUGUUUGUUUUGUGGCAGAAUAUUUAAUUAUUUGAGCAGUUUGAAAGUUCAUAUUAGAAGACACUCAGGUGAAAAACCAUUUAACUGUACAGUUUGUGGGAAGCGUUUUGCUCAGAAAACAUACCUUAAGUUGCACCAGCGCGUGCACUCAGGUGAGAGACCAUACAGCUGUCCAGACUGUGGCAAAAGUUUCUCUCAGAAAAGUUCUCUGAACAUCCAUCUACGCACCCACACAGGGGAGAGGCCAUACAGCUGUGUGGACUGUGGAAAAAGUUAUGCUUACAAGUAUGGGCUCAAUCACCAUCAGUGUAUUCACUGACCUCAUAAAGCUUAUGGCAUCUUAUGGCCUCACUUUAAAGCCAGGUAAACCCAGAGCUCACCUCAAAAACACACUGCAUAGAUUCUACAUUUACAUUUAAAUAUGUACAAAAUGAGAUGGAAUGCCAAACGAAAUGUUUACUGCACCACGCCAUACUUUUGGCUUGUGUUGAAGGAAAGCACGACAGACCAAAAUGACACGUUCACUGUAAUAACCUCAUAACCUCAUUAUGGCCAUUCAUAGUAUGCCUUUAACAGGUGUGUACUGUACCUUAUCUUUAAAAUAUUUUGGACAGAUACUCCAUUUGCAUAGACUUAGCAUAAACUACCUCUAACAUCACAACUUACAAUUCAUACCUCAUUCUUUAAUGCAACAGAGCAGAAAGUAGCAGCUUAUCAGUGAAAAAAAAUUAUAUUUUUUCCUUGCAGAUUUUAUUCACACAUUUUUUGUUCAAAGCCAUCAAUCAGAGUUAUAGCAUGCGCAAACAAGCCAUGCAUAUAUUUUUGUAGUUUUUUUUUAGCUGUUUAUUUCUUUACAUUUCAGUUCUAUUGCUAAUAAUACUGUGUUCAUGUUUCUAUAAUGCAAGUUUCUAAAAGAUUCAUUUAUUUAAGUCUUUCCACACUGAUGUGUAGAUGGCAGGAUU
Messenger RNA from Boleophthalmus pectinirostris (great blue-spotted mudskipper), 3967 nucleotides. RefSeq lists its product as uncharacterized. The coding region runs from base 163 to 3324 and encodes 1053 amino acids. Gene Ontology annotation, biological process: regulation of transcription by RNA polymerase II. The transcript has 15 exons. Gene Ontology annotation, cellular component: nucleus. The record is from RefSeq and is a predicted model, not a curated record. Gene Ontology annotation, molecular function: oxidoreductase activity, acting on paired donors, with incorporation or reduction of molecular oxygen; RNA polymerase II cis-regulatory region sequence-specific DNA binding; iron ion binding. Lineage: Eukaryota; Metazoa; Chordata; Actinopteri; Gobiiformes; Gobiidae.